AUGGCUACGAUCCCAGUUUAUAUGUUGCUGCUGGUAUUCAGCAGUCUUACCAUAGCAAAAGGGAUCGACGACAAAUCGAAAGUAUCAGAACUACUUCAGAAGGGAAUCAAAGAGGAAUCAUCAGUUAAAGGAGUGAAGAGAGGCAUUUUUUCUACUGGUGACUUCGGUUCUCCAUUAAGCCUCGGUUUAGGCGGAGGAAUUGGUUACAGUAGUGGAAUUAGCUAUGGCGGUGGAAUUAGUUCAAUAUCAGCUGGACCCGCUGUAUCUAUUUCAUCUGCACCAGCUGUAUCCAUUUCAUCUGCACCUGCUGUAUCUAUUUCAUCUGCACCCGCUGUAUCUGUUUCAUCUGGACCAGCUUUGGGUAUUACUUCUGGAAUAUCUGCCGGACCCGCAAUAGCAGUGGGGUCUGGAUACGGUAUUGGAUCUGGAUUAGCAAUUGGAUCUGGAUAUGGUGCUGGAUCUGGAAUAGCUAUUGGGUCAGCCGGCCCAGCAAUAGCAACAGGUAUUAGCGCUGGUCGAGUUAUUGGCGCUGGUGGAGCUAUUGGCCUUGGUGGAGCAAUUGGUGGUGGCUCAGGUAUAGCAAUCUCUGCUGGACCCGCUAUAGCCGCUGGAGGUGGAGGAGGUGUUCAAACAUCAGUCUCUGUUGAACCAAACCCUGUUAUUUUACGCCAAGAAGUACCAAGAUUCGUAACCAGAACGAUCGACCGCAACGUGCCAGUGCCUGUUCCAGUAUCGGUGCCCGUACCAGUUGAUAGACAAGUACCAGUUCCAGUACGAGUACCAUACCCAGUAACGGUAGAUCGACCAGUCCCCGUUGUUCACAGAGUGCCAGUGGAGGUUACGCGACAGGUCCCCGUGUAUUACGAGAAAAGAGUGCCAUAUCCAAUUAGAGUGCCAGUUUCGGUGCCUGUACCAUACCAAGUAACAGUAGAGAAGCAAGUUGCUGUUAACCGUCCAGUGUAUGUAGACCGUCAAGUGGCAGUACCGCAACCUGUUUACGUGGAUCGUGCAGUCAGAGUGCCAGUGCCCGUGCAAGUGGACAGGCCCGUACCCGUACCGCAGCCUGUGGUCGUAAACAGGCCCGUACCCGUACCUCAGCCCAUUGUUGUGGACAGGCCAGUUGCUGUAGGUGUAUCUUCGGGUCUUGCCUCAGGUAUUAGUUCUGGCAUAGGUAUUGGCUCAGGAGUAGGUUUGGGCUUGGGCUCAGGCGUGGGCUUGGGCUCAGGAGUGGGCCUGGCCUUGGGGUCAGGAGUGGGCUUGGGCUCAGGAGUGGGCUUGAGCUACGGCUCAGGAGCGGGCUUGAGCUACGGCUCAGGAAUUGGCUCAGGCUAUGCCGUCGGAAUAGGUUCUGGAAUCAGUUCGGGUCUCAGUUCAGGAAUUCGUAUUUCAUCAGGGCUUGGAUCAGGGUAUUCUCUAGGAUAUGGUUACGGUAAUGGUUACGGUUUGUCUGGUAUUUCUUCAGGCAUCGGUCACUCAAUUGGCGUAACCAAAUUGAUCUCCAGCUACCCAAGCACUAUUGUUCACCAUAGCCACUAG
Molecule: messenger RNA, 1536 nt
Organism: Parnassius apollo (apollo)
Lineage: Eukaryota; Metazoa; Arthropoda; Insecta; Lepidoptera; Papilionidae
Source: the annotation of a GenBank genome assembly